CUAGAAUUCAAAAGUUAUUUUAAGAGCUUAUUCCCGCGUUUAAAAAAUUUCAUGAACAGCAAAGAAACAGAGAGAGAUGACGAAACCAAAACACCUUAAUUUAUGUUUCUUCCCUCUCUUCCACUCUUCACUUUUUCUUUUCCCUUGUUUCUUUUUUUUCUCCACCCAAAGGAAAGAGAAACAAUUGGUGGACGGGCCGGGCCGGGCAUGGCUUUAACACUAUCGGAUGAUUUGGAGCCAAUGCCCAUCAACACUACGGCGGCGGCGGUUGACAAGGAUAAGCAUAGUCAAUACGCCGUGAAAUGGGCAGUUGAUCAUCUUUUGUGCAACAACCGUAUGCUCAUCUUAAUCCAUGUCAAGCAGAGAAAUCGUAGCUAAUGGAACUGAUGGGGUUACGGAGGGUCUCGACCCUGAAAUACAAAAUAUAUUUAUUCCUUAUCGAGGAUUUUGCGCUCGCAAAAUGGUUCAAGUGAAAGAAGUUGUUCUUGACGAUGCUGACGUAGCUAGGGCCAUCGUGGAUUAUGUGAAUAACAACAACAUCACGAACAUUGUUAUGGGUGCAUCUACUCGAAAUGCUAUUAAGAAUUCUUAUAGAACCUUCAAAAAGCCCGACGUGCCGAGCCACGUGACCAAGUAUGCACCAGAGUUCUGUUCUGUGUAUGUGAUUGCAAAGUCGAAAUUGUCAAAUCUAAGAUCAGCACAGCGUCCUUUUGCAAGUAGUUCUGCUUCUCCUAAUAGGCUUCCAUGUUUAGUUGGACCUGCAAUUCAACCUCAACCUCAACCUACGGUUGAACAACCACAACCUAUUGACGAUUUUAACACAAGAAUGUUUCAGGAUGGAAGCUUGAAAUGGAUCAAAGUAACAUUUUGUUGUUGCAAUCCCCCGAAAAUAUCUGAAAUUAGAAUGUCGGAUACUUUGAGCAACCCAGGAAGGCCGACUUACAAGUGCAGAUUUUGCGGAUUCUUUGCUUGGGUGAAUGAAGAAGAUAUCAUCGGCUCAGCCGAAGAAGUUUUUGUGGAGCAAAGGAUGAUUGCUGGUGUUAAGGAAACAUUGGAUGAAUUUAUCAAAUACAUCAAACUUGUUGUCAAGAUAGCAGGGAUUUUGUACUUUGUUCAUGUUCUUUUUGUUGUAUCAAUGUGAUGUACUUCAAUUCAUGGAAACCGCCACUUUAUGAAAAUAAAGAAAAGACUGCAUAGUUCUGAACCUUUUUCAAACCAUGUGUUAAAUAGCGGGAGCCUUGUACAACGAAUACGAUCUUUUAAUGUGAUGUACUUCAAUUCUUUGUAUUGUAUUGGCCUUUUCUCAUCAAUCUAUAACAAUGAUGAAGAAAUUAUUUCAAUAUAUAAAUUCAAAGCCA
Molecule: messenger RNA, 1358 nt
Organism: Spinacia oleracea (spinach)
Lineage: Eukaryota; Viridiplantae; Streptophyta; Magnoliopsida; Caryophyllales; Amaranthaceae
Product: U-box domain-containing protein 52-like
Exons: 5
Coding region: 353-1141 (262 amino acids)
Source: RefSeq, a predicted model, not a curated record